AACGCCACCCUUUCAUGUGUUUCUCGUGCGCAGGCUCUGGUGGAGGUCACUGUGAUCUAACAGCGUAGUGGGACUGUUGCCAUGGCUAAACUCUUUGAGUCCAUUGGAAAGCUGGGAUUGGCCUUGGCCAUCGGAGGAGGUGUAGUUAAUUCUGCUCUGUUUAAUGUGGAUGCGGGACACAGGGCUGUCAUCUUCAACAGGUUUCGAGGUGUCCAGGAUGAUGUUGUUGGGGAGGGCACACACUUCCUUAUACCCUGGGUGCAGAAGCCAAUCAUCUUUGACUGCAGGUCCCGUCCACGUAAUGUGCCAGUCAUCACUGGUAGCAAAGAUUUGCAGAAUGUGAACAUCACGCUGAGAAUCCUGUUCAGACCAGUUGCUGGACAACUGCCACGUAUUUUCAUGAGUAUCGGAGAGGACUAUGAUGAGAGAGUGCUGCCCUCCAUCACCACUGAGGUUCUGAAGGCUGUAGUGGCCCGUUUUGAUGCUGGUGAGCUCAUCACUCAGAGAGAGCUGGUUUCCAGGCAGGUCAGUGAAGAUCUGACAGAAAGAGCAUCCACCUUCGGUCUCAUUCUAGAUGACGUCUCUCUGACACAUCUGACGUUUGGCAAGGAGUUCACUGAGGCUGUUGAGAUGAAGCAGGUUGCACAGCAGGAGGCUGAGAGAGCCAGGUUUGUUGUGGAGAAGGCAGAACAGCAGAAGCAGGCAGCCAUUAUAUCAGCGGAAGGAGACUCCCAGGCUGCGCUGUUGAUCGCUGAUUCUCUAGCAGUAGCUGGUGACGGCCUGGUGGAGCUGAGAAAGCUGGAGGCAGCUGAGGACAUCGCCUUCCAGCUCAGCCGCUCUCGCAAUGUUACCUACCUCCCAUCUGGACAGGGAACGCUCCUUCAGUUACCACAGUGACAGGGAAACUAGAGACACACACAUACACUCACUUCUCUUUUUUUUGUUGCAAAUUUGGCUACUUUUGGAAAAGAUGAUGUCUGUAGACCCCAUGCAACUAUCUGAUCAGCCUAUAGGCAAACCUUAUAGAGGCAAAGACAACUUGUUUUUCUCUCUUUUAGUCCAAUAAUUUACUUGCUCUCUUCCUGAAAGUAUGGACUGCCACAAGGUGGUUACAGCAAUUGAAAAGAGUCUGUGUGUAUGCAAAUGUACUGCCGGUGCACAUAUAUAUUUGCAUUUGAAAUGUUUUCUCUGCUAAAUGUGAGUUGAUAUUGUUUAAAAUUAAAUUGUACGUUCAUGAGUAGUGAGACACACAGACUGCAUUGUCAAUGUGUGCCAUGCUGCUGGAUGAUUGACAUCAAUCUCACUCUCUGCUAAUGCAGGACCGGCUGUGUUGUUUUUUUGGUUUGAAAAUGUUUUGUUAUUGUAUGUACGUGGCAGAAGGAAUGCUCUUGUAUUCUACAAGUGGCGAAUUGAUAAAAUAAUCAAUAAACAACAGUGAUUCAUUUAUAUUAAACCAAAAUACAA
Messenger RNA from Rhinichthys klamathensis goyatoka, 1464 nucleotides. RefSeq names its product prohibitin (gene phb1). The transcript is spliced from 7 exons. The record is from RefSeq and is a predicted model, not a curated record. Gene Ontology annotation, cellular component: mitochondrion; membrane. Bases 82 to 897 code for a protein of 271 amino acids. NCBI's taxonomy places the organism in Eukaryota, Metazoa, Chordata, Actinopteri, Cypriniformes, Leuciscidae. Gene Ontology annotation, biological process: mitochondrion organization.